UACCUGGGCGCGGUUUACGAUGAGACAGCCGCCAUUUUCGAUUUAAAGGCAUCUUUCUUCCAGGUAGGUUUGCCAGCCGAAGCGCGCGGUAAUUUCCGUUGCCGGACAGAAAAGGGUGAGCUCGUUGAGUUCACGCGACUCCCCAUGGGGUAUAAAUGUAGUCCGGAAAUCGUGCAUACCAUCGCACGGGUUUUGGCGGGUGGCCCCGAGGUCCUUAAACCGCGGUUCGCAGCCCCGCCGGGGCUAACCCUCCACGUGUGGAUUGGUAAUAUUCGUAUCGCAGGGCCGCGUAAAAGCGUAGAGGGGCGGGGGGGCACCAUUAUGACAAAUAUGCGCGAAUGCUGUGCAACGGUGGGGGGGGCACGGGGCCCCCACCGCGCGCUACGAAUGCAUAGGGGUUUGUUUCAACCACGCGGCUAG
This is a messenger RNA of Trypanosoma grayi, 420 nucleotides long. Its product is annotated as putative target of rapamycin (TOR) kinase 1. NCBI's taxonomy places the organism in Eukaryota, Euglenozoa, Kinetoplastea, Trypanosomatida, Trypanosomatidae. The record is from RefSeq and is a predicted model, not a curated record. The transcript has a single exon. The annotation marks the transcript as partial.